GCAUUCAGCAUCGCGGCACGUCGCUACCUGCUAUGCGGUAGCUCAGCCCGCUCCGCUCCGCUGCGAUUGAACCGAGCCGACCUGGUUUGGCUCGACUCGGCGCUCCCUGCACCUGUAACCAGUCUCGGAAAGGGCGAGGUCGCAUUCCGCGCGUGCGCACAUUCCUCCACUCGCGGAAUCGGCGCAGAGCAGCGCAGCACUGAUCGCAGCUGGGACGCUGAAAAUCUCUAAAAAGUGUCUACUUUCCAGCAUCAAAAAUGGUGCAAGGUGGAAUGAAGUGCAUUAAAUACCUGCUGUUUGGCUUUAAUUUCUUGUUCUGGCUUGCAGGUAUUGCAGUCCUGGCAGUUGGAUUAUGGCUUCGUUUUGAUCAGUCAACAAAGCACAUAUUUGAGGUUGAAAGCCACCCUUCUACUUUCUACACAGGUGUCUAUAUUUUGAUUGGAGCUGGUGCGUUGAUGACAAUUGUUGGGUUCCUAGGAUGCUGUGGAGCAAUUCAAGAAUCCACCUGCAUGCUUGGAUGUUUCUUCAUGUUCCUUCUGGUCAUAUUUGCAGUCGAAAUUGCAGCUGGAAUAUGGGGCUUUUUGAAUAAAGAUAAGGUUACGAAGGAAGUGCAGGAUGUGUACAAUUCUCUGUAUAGUGAAUACGUAUUGAAUAAAAAUGAAAGCAAGAAAGCAGCUCUAAUUGCAAUUCAGAAGGGACUGGACUGCUGUGGAAUGGGAGGCAUUUUGGAACCACUUAUCCGAGGAACUUGCCCCGAGAAAUCAAUUUUGGAAGAGUUGCAAAGACGGUCAUGUCCACAGGCAAUUGAGGAAAUAUUCAAUGGAAAGCUUUACAUCAUUGGGGCAGUUGGGAUUGGUAUUGGAAUUGUAAUGAUCUUUGGCAUGAUUUUCAGCAUGGUGUUGUGCUGCGCCAUCCGUAAUAGCAGGGAGAUGAUUUAGGGAAUGUGUCAAGUGAUGCCUUUCAAAACAGGAAUGGAUUUUUCAACCUCACUUGCUUCUAUUUGUUGACAGCUUGACUUUAAUAAACAUUUUUUUCACCUAUUCAGUCGAAAAUCUCUGUAUAACCUAAUCUUAAAUAAAACUUCCAUCUAUUUAACAAGUUCACAUUUUGUUUAAUGUUUUGUAUAAGUUGGAUGAAAAGAACAACAAACUCUAAUCUGAAGUUUUCUUUAAGUUUUUCAAUAAUUUUAAAUGUAUCUGUUAUAUUGACUUAAAUUGAAAAUUCUAGGAGGGGAGACUUUACGUUCUGAAUUUAAAGUGCCAAUAUAGUUACAUAGCUGUUAUGAUUGUCAGUCCAUGUUUGAAACAGUAAUAUGUUAUGUUCAAUGUUGGCCUUACCAGAAUUUAAUAAAACCUUUUAAAAUAUUUUGUGGAACUUAAGGAAAGAGAUGCAACAUGUAGAUAGCAAAAUGUACUUGUUCCUUUGAGGAAAAUAAAGUUUAAAUUUGAACUUCCAGAAAA
Molecule: messenger RNA, 1460 nt
Organism: Mobula hypostoma (lesser devil ray)
Lineage: Eukaryota; Metazoa; Chordata; Chondrichthyes; Myliobatiformes; Myliobatidae
Gene: cd9a
Product: CD9 molecule a
Exons: 8
Coding region: 258-938 (226 amino acids)
Cellular component (GO): plasma membrane
Source: RefSeq, a predicted model, not a curated record